UUGGUUCAACAGUUAUUCAGGGUACAAGAACAGUAACUACAGCAGUAAUACUACAAUAAGUACAGCAGUAAUAGUACAGCAGUAACAACAGUACAGUUAGCAGUUAGAGCAGUAUAAUACCUCAGUAUCAGUAGUACUCAGUACUCAUUGGUCCCUGAUGGCUAAAUGGGGUGAAGGAGAUCCUCGAUGGAUCGUUGAAGAAAGAGCCGACGCCACAAACGUCAACAACUGGCACUGGACAGAACGUGAUGUAAGCGGCUGGUCAUCAGAGCGCCUCCGUCAGCUGCUGCUGGAGGUUCGGGUGGGGGGACCAGAGGGCGUCUGUCAGCUGACCGACGUCUCCAAGCUGGAUGGAGAAGCUUCCAUCAACAACCGCAAAGGAAAGCUCAUCUUCUUCUACGAGUGGCAGCUGAAAGCCAGCUGGCUGGGGACAUCCAGCAGUGGAGUGAAGUACAGAGGAACUGUUGAAGUGUUCAACCUGUCAGAAGAGAAUGACAUGGACGACCUCGAUAUCUCAGUGUCUCUGUGUAAAGACCAGCCCAACACGCCACUCCUGGACCUCAUGAAGAAGAGUGGCGUUCAGGAAGUCCGCAGGGUUCUUGGCGACUACGUCCGCCAGCUCAAAUCAGAGUUCAGUCAGGGAAUGAUCCUUCCUACUGCCGACGGACCGAAGCUGCCUCAACCUCAGACCAAGAAGAACCAGAUCCAGACCAGCAAAACUCAGUUUGUGCAGGUGUUUACACGCUCAGCGGCGGCGGUGGACGGUCGUCGUGGAGGGCGGUUCCAGCUAUUGGACGGGAAUGUCAGCGGAGAGUUCACACAGCUGGUACCAGACCACAGAAUUGAGAUGAGAUGGCGGUUCAGGACGUGGCCCAGCGAGCACUACGCCACUGUCAGUCUGGAGCUGGAGGACGGAGGAGAUGAGACAGAGCUGAGGAUGGAGUGUCGAGGAGUCCCUGCAGGGGAGGAGGACUCCACCAGGGAGGGCUGGACCCGGUUCUACUUCCAGGCCAUCAAACAGACAUUUGGAUACUGAGAGUCUGGAGUCUUUGGUGCUCAUCUGACAAUCUGACUGUCUACAAUGAAGAGCCAACAUGUCAGCAUGAGAUCGACUUGCUAAAGGGAACAGUCCAACAUUUUGACCCCUGCUGUUCUGUCCUCAAUAAAAUAUAGAGUCCCUCAGGGCAGCGUUCUAGAGCCCCUGAUUCCUCUGUUCUACCUGAACAGUCCAACAUUUCAUGAAUCCGCUUGUUCUCUGUCUUGUCCACAGUCAGCUCAUUUUCAUCUCUGUGGAUACAGCGGUGGUCCAGGACAUGCUUAGCCUGAGCAUAAAGACCGGGGGCAGGGGGGAACUGUUAACAUGAAGACUAAAACUAGGGGGAAACUGAGCCUUGCCUCAUAGAAAAUUAAAAAAGAAACAACUGAACAAAAAUAAACUAUUGGACUGUUCCCGUAAAGUUUAUGACGUCGUGAAUGUGACUGAAUGACUGCGUGAAUAAAUGAUUGACAGAUACCUUACAGAUACUACAACAGGCUUCUUCGGACCAAUCAGAGACAGGAUUAUGGAGAAGCAGCAAAAAUCAAAUAUGUUCAUCAGUUGAACUUCACCUGCUGGAUCGUCUCAGGACUGAGUGUUUUCCCAUGGUGCACUGCGGUUUACACAACCUGUUCAGACGUUUUCAUGACGGGAUAAAUUACUACAUGUGGUGAAGUUCUCACAAGUGAUUGUAUAUUUGUGUUUAGUUUCAUUUCAAACUGAAGGUGUGUUCUCUGAUUUUUCUGAUUAAAAACUGUU
Molecule: messenger RNA, 1795 nt
Organism: Chelmon rostratus (copperband butterflyfish)
Lineage: Eukaryota; Metazoa; Chordata; Actinopteri; Chaetodontiformes; Chaetodontidae
Product: activator of 90 kDa heat shock protein ATPase homolog 1-like
Exons: 8
Coding region: 158-1036 (292 amino acids)
Biological process (GO): protein folding; positive regulation of ATP-dependent activity
Cellular component (GO): cytosol
Molecular function (GO): ATPase activator activity; protein-folding chaperone binding
Source: RefSeq, a predicted model, not a curated record